Messenger RNA from Oncorhynchus keta (chum salmon), 2395 nucleotides. Its product is annotated as ankyrin repeat domain-containing protein 33B-like. The transcript is spliced from 4 exons. The record is from RefSeq and is a predicted model, not a curated record. Gene Ontology annotation, molecular function: protein binding. NCBI's taxonomy places the organism in Eukaryota, Metazoa, Chordata, Actinopteri, Salmoniformes, Salmonidae. Bases 472 to 2001 code for a protein of 509 amino acids.
UGCAGGUGCAUAGACUAGUCAGGUAUCAGCACAGCAGGAACUAGAGACUAAAAUAAUACAGUGCCUUUUGGUGAACAGCGUUUUGUGGGACAACUUUGGCAACAAAUGUAUUCAAGAGAUGAAUUCUCAAGCUGUCACGUUGUUGCCGGUUGCCAUUUGGAAAGUGAGAAAAACAGAAGGCAAAUGAGGAGCUGAUGAAAACAAGAGGAUCCGUUGGGGAUGUCACAUGGAUAUAAACAAGGUAUUUCAUGUCCGUCUAAUGCUUCAGGGAACAAGAUUUAUGGAUGGAUUAAAAGAGACAUUCUGAGACAUCUUCCUCAAGUGGCUUUGAAACCAGAACAAAUGUUUGAUUAUGUUCUAGUUGGGGAUUGUACUGACAUCUGCUUCUUCUACAAGACCUUGCUAAGUAUUUACAUUUUGAAUGAGGGGCAAUUAAUAUUGAUAUUGUGGUGUAUUCUAAUAGGAGGUUAAAUGGUGCAGAUCACAGAGGACCCAGGUGGAGGUGGAGGGACCUUGUUAAAUGUUCAGCAGAAUGGGAUUGUCAGGGGUCGCAAAGAUGAGGAGUCGUCUAUAUUGUCGGAGACGGUCGCAGGCAAUGAAAAUGAGGAUCCUAAUGAGGGAGACAAUGAGGAAAGCAACUAUUACGAUGAUGACGACGAUGAUGUCUAUCAGGAAUUUGAAGAGUUUGACUUUGACACAUUGCCAGAUCUGCCGAAUGAUACCAAGAGUAUUGACUCUGAUAACUCCUUCUAUCCACCCGAUGACUCUCUCAAAUACAGGACUCCCAGUCCAAACACCCCCGAACCUCUGUCCUUCUUCAAGGCCUGCUCCAAUAACAAUUCCAUCAUAGUGAAGAUUAUGAUAAGGCAAGGGGUGACAAAGGAGGAAGUGAAUGAAACAGACAAGAACAACAGAAAUGGGCUGAUAGUAGCCUGUUACAUGGGCUGGGUGGAUGUGGUCAUAGCACUUUCUCAGUGUCCCCAUAUCGAUGUCAACUGGCAAGACAACGAGGGGAAUACAGCCCUCAUGACAGCUGCUCAAGCAGGCCACAUUAUGAUAUCCAGCUACUUGAUCAACUACUUCCCCAACCUGGACCUAGAGCGUAGGAACUGCCAUGGAUUCACCGCUUUGAUGAAGGCAGCCAUGCAAGGGAGGGCAGAUGUUGUUUGUUUGCUCAUGAUGUCAGGAGCGGAUGUGGAGGCGAGGGACUACAGCCGCAAGAUGACCUCCAGGGAGUGGGCUUUGUUCACAUGUCGCUAUGAGACGGGCUAUCUGAUGAUGCGUCUGAUGGCCCAGCCAUGCGCCCAGCAGUUCUGUGUCUCCUACAAGCUGGAAUGGCCCAUGCUGCAGGAGCUAGUGGCCCAACGCCAGGAGUCCAAGAGCUGCUGGCAGAAGGUGGCAGACAAGGUCUGCUGCAGGUUCUCUCUCCACAUGAAGACGGACCCCGUGGACGAUGGUGUGAUGGACCACAUGGUACGCAUCACUACCGCUCUGUCCAGCCCAUUGAUCGCCACCGCCUGCCACACUGUGGCCCCAAGAAGUCCCCCCUGCAUCGGGAAGCGGCGCUAUGCCGUGCCAGAGAUCCUCAGGAAGCAGCGAGUGGACGAACUAAAGUGCCUGGGCCCCGAGCACUUCAACAACAACAAGAAGCUGUUCAAUAACUCCCGGGUGCAGUUGGUUCCUAAGAAGAGGGACCGGAGGGCCAGCCUGCAGACCCAAAUGUUGCAAGAGGUUACGGUGGCUGGUACUUCGGCUCUGAGGCGCACCAGCUUGCUGCCCCUGAACAUGAUGAGGAGGAGCAGUGUCAGGCCGGGCAUUGUGGUCCCCAAGGUGAGGCUGUGCAAGGUCCCCUCAUGUCCCAACCCUGAGAAGAGAAAAAAGAGCAAGGACCCCGAGCUCCUCCAGCUCCCCAAGUGGAGGUACAAAGAGGCCAAGGAGGAGAGGAGGAGGCAAGAGGAAGAGGGGAAGAAGAGACAUUUACCCACAGUGAGGAUGCGCUGAAAGACUUGAGCUACGAGAAGAGGUCAAAUUGCUUUUCAAGAGCCUUGGGGUGCGAGCUAACCUUUAACUGUAAUUGGUUCUGAACUGAGGAGAUGAAGUUAUCACCAGCGUUUUAGAUUUUAAAGACUGUGCCACUUGAUUCAGCUGUAGCCAUGGAGCACUAUCUUUUCCUGUCCUAGAUUGGUUACUCUGUUUCUGGCUUUUGACAGUAAUGGGGAAGGAACACUUGGCUUGAACUGUGUACUCAUUGUGAGGAAUUCAUAAUUGAACUUUUAUGCAGAUGUGUUUUUGUAUGCAUUCUUCCAUUUUCUUCAGAUUAUGCAUUUCUCCAUUCAAUCUGCAUUUCUUCAGAUUAUGACUGUUUGAUAUCUCCAUUGUAAAAAUGAUAACUAAA